Molecule: messenger RNA, 1692 nt
Organism: Erythranthe guttata (spotted monkey flower)
Lineage: Eukaryota; Viridiplantae; Streptophyta; Magnoliopsida; Lamiales; Phrymaceae
Product: putative magnesium transporter NIPA6
Biological process (GO): magnesium ion transport
Cellular component (GO): membrane
Molecular function (GO): magnesium ion transmembrane transporter activity
Source: RefSeq, a predicted model, not a curated record
AAAAAAAAAAUAAAAAAAUUCAUAUUUACAGCUCGAGAAAAAUACCUGUACUGGAACGAGCACUCAAUCGUUGACUACUCCUCAUAUUUCUUCUAUUUACAAUUUUUGUUAGCAUCUCCAAAAUCUUACAGAUUUGUAGUAUGCGAAUUGCGACGAAUGAAAUUCUCCGUCUGCAAUAAGCAGUUAACCGCCGGCGGCGGCGAAUUUCUUUAGAUUUUCACUGUUUUGUCGUUUUUAAUCUCUUAUGCUUUGUGAUUGAUUGCCGGAAGUUUGAAAUUGUCCGAUUUACAGGUUGUAUUUUAACAUAUAGAAUUAGAUUUGAUUAGGUCUUUUCUGUUUUCGAUUAUUGGUUGUUCGUAUCGAACAUAGAGACAGAGAAUCUCUCUCUCUCUCUCUCUCUCUCUCUCUCUCUCUCUCUCUGGUGUAUAGAGAAGGAGAGAGUGAUGGGGGUUUCAGAUAAUACGAGAGGGUUAGUAUUGGCAAUGUUGUCUGGUUUGUUUGUUGGGACGAGCUUUAUUUUGAAGAAGAAAGGUCUUCGCCGUGCUGCUUCUGCUGGUUUACGUGCAGGUGUUGGAGGCUAUACUUACUUAUUAGAACCUCUAUGGUGGGCCGGCAUGAUUACCAUGAUUGUUGGAGAGAUUGCAAAUUUUGUUGCUUAUAUUUACGCCCCAGCUGUUCUUGUCACCCCUCUCGGUGCAUUGAGUAUUAUCGUUAGUGCUGUUUUGGCACACUUUAUGUUGAAGGAACGGUUGAGAUUAAUGGGCGUACUAGGAUGCGUGUCUUGCAUCGUAGGAUCUGUAGUAAUUGUUCUACACGCCCCCCAAGAACAAACUCCAAGUUCCGUACAAGAAGUCUGGGACUUAGCAUCACAACCAGCAUUUCUAGCAUACGUGGCAGCUACAUUAUCAAUAGUAGCAGCGCUCAUGCUUCAUUUCGAGCCUCUAUAUGGUCAGACAAACAUAUUGGUUUACCUAGGAAUUUGUUCCUUAAUGGGCGCCCUUACGGUUAUGAGCAUAAAGGCAAUUGGGAUCGCAAUAAAACUUACUUUGGAGGGGGUCAAUCAAUUUGGAUACGCCCAAACUUGGUUUUUCGUUUCGGUCACAGUUAUCUGUGUUAUCACACAGUUGAAUUAUCUGAACAAGGCACUGGACACUUUCAACGCAGCAAUUGUUUCUCCAAUAUAUUACGUGAUGUUCACAACUCUGACUAUAACUGCAAGCGCUAUAAUGUUCAAGGAUUGGUCGGGUCAGAAUGUGAGCAGCGUUAUAUCCGAACUAUGCGGAUUCAUUACAGUCCUCACAGGAACAAUCAUACUUCACAUGACUAGAGAAGAAGAGCCAUCACCCACAGCAGGAACAAUGACUUGGUACGGUGAAGAUGCAUCAAAAGGUUUAGAAGACGGUCAUUUCAUUACAUUAAAUAAUUCAGAUUACUUCCACAAACCAUUGCUUUCGUGGGACACCACUCUCGAAACAUAAUUCUCGGUAAUUCUUUCAUCGACCUUUUGCAACAAAGGUUGCAUCGACGGGGUUUUGCUUGUCGAUUUUACGAAUAGACUUUGUAAAUGGCUUGAUUUAAUUAAUUGUAUCAUAUUUGAUUGUCUUGUUUUGAGGUUUGAGCACCAAUUGUUGUUAGGAUUGUUUGAUUUUUUUUGUAUGUGCAGUAAAGGAUUUUUAAUUGAAAUAGAAUAUU